Ananas comosus (pineapple) is the source of this 1432-nucleotide messenger RNA. Its product is annotated as chaperone protein dnaJ 10-like. Bases 173 to 1198 code for a protein of 341 amino acids. Lineage: Eukaryota; Viridiplantae; Streptophyta; Magnoliopsida; Poales; Bromeliaceae. The transcript is spliced from 10 exons. The record is from RefSeq and is a predicted model, not a curated record.
CACGCACCCUAGACUCUUUUUUUUUUUUUUUAAUUUAUUUUUUCCUUCUAAUUUCUACUUCUCUCCCCAGAGGAAGCACAGUCACAGUCUCAGGAGAUUUGUGACUAUUUUCCCAUCUGGGGAUCAAUUGAUCUUCGAAAUUUGAGAUAGUGUUGAUUAGGUUUUUGGAGCCAUGGUGAAGGAGACGGAAUAUUACGAUAUUUUGGGUGUGAGUGAAACUGCAUCUGCUGCUGAGAUAAAGAAGGCCUAUUAUCUCAAGGCAAGGUUGGUACACCCGGAUAAAAAUCCUGGAGAUCCGAAAGCUGCUCAUAAUUUCCAGGUCCUUGGGGAGGCGUAUCAAGUCCUAAGUGAUCCUGCGAAACGCGAGGCGUACGACAAAUAUGGAAAGGAAGGCCUUCCCCAGGAUAACUUGGUAGAUCCUUCAGCUGUUUUCGGAAUGUUAUUCGGAAGUGAAUACUUUGAAGAUUAUGUUGGUCAGCUUGCUCUAGCAUCCUUAGCUUCGGUAGAGCUGGAAGAAGAUUCACAACCUCCGGGCGCUCGGAGAGUUCAAGAGAAGAUGCAGGAGUUGCAAAAAGAAAGAGAACAAAAGCUGAUUCAGAGUCUGAAAGACCGGCUUCAGCCCUACGUGGAAGGGAAGAACGAUGAAUUUGUGAAGUGGGCGAAUGCGGAGGCUCGCCGUUUGUCUCAAGCUGCUUUUGGCGAGGCUAUGCUUCAUACGAUUGGUUACAUCUACGCAAGACAAGCGGCGAGAGAGCUUGGGAAGAACAAACUUUACAUGGGUGUACCAUUUAUUGCCGAGUGGGUACGAAAUAAAGGUCACCACAUCAAAUCGCAAGUUAACGCAGCUUCAGGGGCCGUCUCAUUGAUACAGCUGCAAGAGGGGAUGAAGAAGCUCGAAGAGAGCGAAAAUAAGGAAGAGAGCUUUCUUAAGAUCGUUGAGGAGAAGAAAGAUGCAAUGAUCAACUCACUGUGGAAAAUCAAUGUGGUCGAUAUCGAAACAACUCUUUCGCAUGUCUGCCAAGCGGUUUUGAGAGAUCACACCGUUUCCAAAGACGUUUUGAAGUUACGAGCGAGGGGAUUGAAGAAGUUGGGAACGAUAUUCCAAGGUGCGAAAGGCAGUUAUCGAAGGGAAAAUAGUCUGCGAGUCGAGACCAGCACCAGCGGAGACGCUCAUGCUACAUCAUCGAAAACGUCAUAAAUAUAUGUGCGCCAUGUAAUUCUGUGAUCUCUCUUCAUCUAAGAUUUAUGGUUUUGAACGUUUUGCAAUGCUUUGGUUUCUCCAUUUUUUAACUUACUCUUAUGUAUACACUAAUGCAACUCAUGCAUCAUUGUAUGUGUCUGUUAGGGAUUAGUGUAUGAUGUAUUUGUCUCACCCUGCUAUUAUAUGCUAUUUUAUUGUUUUGAGGAAAAUAAUUUUGUGACAUCUAAGGUA